Messenger RNA from Sphaeramia orbicularis (orbiculate cardinalfish), 936 nucleotides. RefSeq names its product cytochrome c oxidase subunit 5Aa (gene cox5aa). The transcript is spliced from 5 exons. The coding region runs from base 86 to 511 and encodes 141 amino acids. The record is from RefSeq and is a predicted model, not a curated record. Gene Ontology annotation, cellular component: mitochondrial inner membrane; respiratory chain complex IV. NCBI's taxonomy places the organism in Eukaryota, Metazoa, Chordata, Actinopteri, Kurtiformes, Apogonidae. Gene Ontology annotation, biological process: mitochondrial electron transport, cytochrome c to oxygen.
GGUGGUAUACGUGACGGGCUAUCAGAGUUAGCUUAGCCUCCUCCUGCCAAAUCUCACCGGUUCGUGUAGCUGGCUGUCCCUAACCAUGUUCAGAGCCGCCGUCCGACUUUCAGUCUCCGGUGUGCGGAGUUUAACCCGUACGCAACCGAGGUGCCAAGCAAUUUUGGCCUCUAGGUGUUACUCUCAUGGGAAAGAAGAGACUGAUGAGGAGUUUGAUGCCCGCUGGGUUACCUAUUUUAACAAGCCAGACAUUGACGCUUGGGAGCUGAGGAAAGGGAUGAACACACUGAUUGGUUACGAUCUGGUACCUGAGCCAAAGAUACUUGAUGCAGCACUGAGAGCUUGUCGGAGGUUAGACGACUUGGCCAGCGCUAUCCGCAUUUUGGAAGCUGUGAAGGAUAAAGCCGGCCCUCACAAAGACAUCUACCCCUACGUGAUCCAAGAACUGCGACCAACGUUAGAUGAGCUCGGCAUCUCCACACCUGAAGAACUCGGAAUUGACAAAAUCUAGAUGAGAAGGUCUGACGUGGAUUCCUCCAGGACAAAGAACCUUGUAAUAAAUGUUUGCCUCAUAGUACGUGUGAUAUUUAAUUUGGCCUUUAUUAAGUUCUUUUGCUUGUAAAAUAUUGAUGAACCUAAUAAAGGAAAAUGUAUCUUUACUGCGUGUCACAAGUAUUUUGGGAUAUCUUUAAAAAAGUCUGCUUACUUUUUAAAAGUUUUAAUUCAUUUAAUGAUGAUUUAACAAAACAGAGCAUCAUCUAAUGGUGCAUGUUGUUCAUAUGUGUCUGGAAGUUCUUGUUGGUCACAUUUUGCCACCAGGGAGCAGCGCUUUCACAUGAAUGUAAAAAUCAUUUUACUGUACUCAUUCUGUUAUACCAUUGUUUUCAUUUCAGGGAAAAUUACAUGCUGGUGAAAUAAACAUGUUCAAAUGACAAA